AAAUCGUGGAUAUAAACUACAUCGCUUUUGUUGCAAUGGAAAAAAAGUAAUGACUCAGAUUAUGAGUAAUAACAAACAAGGACUUAAUUUCGAGGUAAUAUCAGCAAAAAUAUCUGAUGAUGAUGAGAAGAAAUAUGUUAUAUAUACUCUGCAAAUUAGAUUUAUUGCUGGUGUUGAUGAUGCUAACCCUUCAAUCAUCCAGAGGAGAUACACCCACUUCCUAGAUCUCUAUAAUGGUCUGAAGAAAGAACAUCCCAAUUUAAUGACCAACAUUUCAUUUCCAAACAAGGCUCUUUUUGGGAAUUUUGAUAAUGAUUUAAUAACAACAAGAAGUACUGAGUUUGAAUCACUCAUGAAAUAUAUAGGUUCUGAGAGUCAACUCAAAAAUUCUAAUUCUCUUAGAAAUUUUCUACAAGAUAUUGAGCUGAAGGUAGCCAUGGAAUUGUUGCAAGCCAAGGACUAUCCUCUUGCCUACCCCUUACUAGAGAACAUUCUGAAAUUAUUGAACAAGGUAUACACUGAUAGAUCACCUGCAGUGAUUGUAGGACUUGUCAGGUUAUUAGCAUGUGCCAUAGCCAUUCCAGGAAUGCCUGAUGCAUUAAAGUGGGCUGACCUGGCUAUCCACAGAUUUGAGGGUAUUAGUGAUAGUGACCUAUUAGAAUUAUAUGUGCCCCUGUUGCAAACUUGUAUUAAGUUGUGGAGAACAAAUGGCAGGAGCACUGAAAGUAUGGAGCAGAGUAUAUUGAAUUUUCAGAAACAGGGUGUGAAAAUAGAAGGUGUUUCACUCUUGCAGUCUGUGCAAAAUGUAGAAGAGAAGAUUUUGAAGUCACCUUGAUAUCUUAAAUAAAUGAUCAUAUUAGAACUGGAUAUUACAGAAAAAAGUGUUGAAGGGUAGAAAUAAUGAUUUUAAGAAAUGUUGAAUCUUAAGUGGUGACACAAUUAAUGGAAGCUUCAAAUACCUAUAUACCAUACCAUAAGAUCAAUUAGCUUUGCAUAAAACUAUGUAUUGAGUGCAUUUUGAUUUGAUUUGAUUUAAUGAUAUUGUGUUAACUGAGUGUUAACUAUCCUAGGAGUUGAUAGGAUGAUGGGUAUAUAUUCCUUAUUAAAAUGUUGAGAUUGGUAAUUCAU
Messenger RNA from Phaedon cochleariae (mustard beetle), 1128 nucleotides. Lineage: Eukaryota; Metazoa; Arthropoda; Insecta; Coleoptera; Chrysomelidae. The record is from the annotation of a GenBank genome assembly.